AUGAUAAGUAAAUUCGAAACAUUACCAAAUGAAAUAUUAUAUGAUAUAUUCGGUUAUUUAUCAUGGGAUAAAAUCUUAACAUUAUUUUGGUUAUUAAAUAAACGAAUUAAUGUUCUUAUUUAUGCAAUAUUUUCAAUGGAUAAAUAUGAAAUUAGUUUCAACCAACUAGAUUUGUCUUAUAGAAAAAUUUCAUCAAUCUUAUUACCAUUGAUUUGUAAUUCUUUAUCUCUUUCAUCUUUAAUUAAAAAUAUUCAUUUCGAUGGAAGAAAUUCAAAUUGCUAUAGUGCUAUUCAUGAAUUUCUUUUUUAUAAUAGUGUUAAACAAAGCCUUCGCUAUCCUAAUCUCGAAGCACUGAAUAUAACUCGAUGUUCAUUAUCUCAAUCGUUACUUCAAAUAUUAUCGGUGCUCGUUCAAAAGCAAUUGAAUCAACUUACGUUAACAUUCGACGAAGAGAUAUUCGAAUCGAUUCGAAAACCAGAAGAACCAGGAAGGAUUGUUUCUCUUGAAAGUAAGUCGCUUCUGUAG
Molecule: messenger RNA, 525 nt
Organism: Rotaria socialis
Lineage: Eukaryota; Metazoa; Rotifera; Eurotatoria; Philodinida; Philodinidae
Source: the annotation of a GenBank genome assembly